Messenger RNA from Blepharisma stoltei, 945 nucleotides. The record is from the annotation of a GenBank genome assembly. NCBI's taxonomy places the organism in Eukaryota, Ciliophora, Heterotrichea, Heterotrichida, Blepharismidae.
AUGGAAAGUAUUUUGGAAAACAUCAAAAGAAAUAUCCCAUCAUACUCAGAUAUCACAGCAGAGCAGCUUAAAAUAACAAAAUUCACCAGUGCAACAAAUCAAGUGUUCAAAGUUGAGGCCCCUGCAAAGCCGUCUCCAAUAAUAUAUCGAGUUUUUGGUGAAGUUCCACUUAUUCCAAAGGAAAUCGAAAGGAGAAGCUUUAUGAAAGUUUCAGCGUCAGGGCUUGGUCCUCGAUGUUUAGGAGUGGAAAGCACAUUUAGAAUUGAAGAAUAUAUUGAUGGGACUGCAUUAAGCCGUCUUGAGCUUUCUGACUACGCAAGCCAAAUGGCUCAUGAAAUUUCUGAAUUUCAUAAGAUAGAGAGAGGCUAUGGAGAAUCUGCCUCAUCAAAAUUGAUCAAAAACUGAAGCAAUAUGUUUAGCUCAAAAAUCAAUUUAUAUAAGGAUUCACUAUCUUUAGACAGACAAAGACAGUUAGAAGAUUUAAGAUUUUUAACAACCCCUGAAGGCUUCAAUGAAGUUUCACAAUUUUUCCCAAAAACUGACUCCUUGGUCUUUAGCCAUAUGGACGUAUCAUACCAAAACAUCCUUAAAUCAUCAGAAAAGCUAUGAAUAAUCGAUUAUGAAUAUACUGAUCUAGCCUAUCACGCUAUUGAUCUUGCAAACUAUAUUAAUGAAAGACUGUUUGAAUAUAAUGUUUUUCCUUUUGAAUUUCACCCUGAAGAUGAAAUGUCACUGGCUACUCAGCAUGAAUUUGUGGAAAUUUAUGGAGAAGAAAAUGGGUUUGUAUAUGAAGAUUUGUGAAAUGAAGUUUGUGGGUGCAGGGCAGUUGUAAAUUAUUUAGGAGCUUUGUGGGCAGCUAAUAUGUUUAAACCACAAAAUGAGUAUUUCCUAGACUAUGCACAAAUUAGAUUUAGCCAAUACCAAAGAUUUUCUAAUCUUUAUUAA